Messenger RNA from Ilex paraguariensis (yerba mate), 302 nucleotides. The record is from the annotation of a GenBank genome assembly. Lineage: Eukaryota; Viridiplantae; Streptophyta; Magnoliopsida; Aquifoliales; Aquifoliaceae.
UAGUUGCAACAAGAGUGCCUCCAGCUAUUACAUGUUGCUGACCCCAGAGGAUGUGGGUCUCUGUGAUCUCAUUUGGAUCUUGUUUUCCAAUGAGAUUGAGAAAAGAAAGUUUGUGGACUGCCCCAAGGGGACUGAGGAGCCAUUCAAGCGUCGAUGGCUCAUUUUCGUCUCCAUCUUGUUUCAGAAAUUCCUGCGCUCUGUGUCAAAACCCAUGGCUUGGUUUGGGUCUGUGGCUGAGCACUGGCUUAACCUUCUGUCCAGUAAUUGGAAUUUUGGUGUGCUGGUGCUAAAUUUCUUUCCAG